Chara braunii is the source of this 3544-nucleotide messenger RNA. Lineage: Eukaryota; Viridiplantae; Streptophyta; Charophyceae; Charales; Characeae. The record is from the annotation of a GenBank genome assembly.
GGAUUUUGUGGUCCAUAGAUUGAGUCAGUUAGGUUGUGUCACUCAGGGGGUAGAAGUCUAAGUGGUGAGGAGUGGAACUACUGUCCAGUUGUGCACCUGACACCAUGGUUGACACUCGUAGUGGGAAGAGCACUACCCCUUACACCCAGGCUCAAGAGGAGCAAGCCGCCGCUAUUUUAAGUGAGAGAAAAGAGAAGAGGGAGAAGAAGGAGUUCCUUAAGCAGGCGAAGUUGAAGAUAAUCGCAGAGGAGCAGGCGACGAAGAAGAAAAAGUUGGAGGAGGAGCUAAAAAGAGUAAAACAGGAAGAGGAAGAGAAGAUGAAGGUUGCAGAAGAAGAGGACGUAGAGGAGGAGGAGCAGUUAGAAGAAGAACAAUCCCUCGAAAGGAGGCGUGCGGGAGGAAGAGGAGAGAGCAGUGGUACGAAGGAGAAUGACCCGUGGGUGGAGAAGAAGAUAAGCGAGUGGGAGAUGUCUUACUUCUGGAAAUGUCUGCAACAGUCUAUCUUGACGAGAUUCCUGACUACCUUUUUGUUUCCUUUUCCGAUCACACUUUCCGUUGGGGAAGGACCGUCUGAACUCAGGACAAGGGGACAGGCUGAUAAGAAGAGAGAAGAACUGUUGGCUUUGUGGAAUCAGUUUCUGAUUGAGGUACAACUAUCUGGACCGGAUGCUGAGCAACACAUCCGUGAUAAUUUCGAUCUUCAGGAGGUUGAAGACUGCCUGAAGAAGUCUAUCACGGCUGUGGAGGUUGUGGCAGCCGGUACAGAGGCCUCCAAACUGAUUGCUCAGGGGCGACAGACUCUAGACCAUUUUGCUUUGAAGCAACUGGAAGAGAUUAUGGAAGCUACUCGUAAAGGGGAGGUGAAACCAGAAGUAAGUGAGGAAACGAUUGAUGUUAACAUCCAGCAGCUCAGAGAUACUCUGGCUGCCAAAGAAAGAAAGAAGGAAGAAUUAGUCAGAAGAAGAGAACAGGAACAGCGAAGGGGACAAAACGUUAAAGAGAUCAGACAAGUCAUAGGAACAGAAGUCGGUGAACAGACUGACAUGUCACAAACGUUGGCUCAUAUUGUGACAUAUCUUACCUUUCUUGAGGAGAAGAUUGAUAGACAACAAAAUCAGUUGGAUGAAAUCACUGUUGGAUUGAGAACAAUUGUUAAUAUUGUGAAAGGUAAGAAUCAAAUUCAGGGAGAAGAAGAACAAGAAGAGAAGAAGGAGAAGAAAGAAGUAAAGAAGUUGAUGGGGGACGCAAUAAAGUUUGUUGGUCCCAUGAUAAAGACAAUGACUAAUGGAAGUGGAUCCAAUGGAAAUGGAUCAAGUCCACCAUCUACUCCUCACUCUUCUCAUUCUUCUAAGUCUACUCCUAAAGAAACUCCAGAAAAGACAAGCACUGAACCCGAAAAACCGAAGAAGAAAGAAAAGGUGAAGAUGAAGUUGCCAUUUAUGUUUUGCAACAAGAAAGAAGAAAGUCUGUUGCUGUGGAUUGCAGAAAUCCAGACGUAUGUGAGUACCGCACCGGUCGAGCCGGAGUCCCAAGUCGCGUUCACCACUUCUUGCAUGGGUGGUGAGGCCAAGCAAUGGGUGUUGGCUGAGGCCAAUGCGGCGGGUUUCGAAGAUAUCGGUGAGUGGGCAAAGACAUUGACGCUGAAACAGUUCUUGGCAAAAACCAGGGACCGUUUCCUCGACAAGACGACAGCCGACAAGGCCUUUGACCAGUUGACGUCAAUUGGUCAAAAGGAUUGGACGUCAGUUGAGGCUUUGUCCCGAGAAGUUGACCGAUUGUUGCGGGUUCCAGGAUUGAACUUGCAGGACAGCCAAGUGUUGUACAUUUAUUCCCGCGCGUUGCCUGAGCCCCUCCGGGGACACUUAGUCACUGAAGCGAAAUCCGCGGUAGUCAAGUCUGGAGGAGGAGGAGGAAGACAGUACAAUGGGAAACGAGUUCUCUGGCGACAGAAGCGUCAGGACCACACCCUUGUCGUCUUUGAUGACGAUACAGUGGAAAAGUGGCCGAACGAGGAGAAUGAUAACAACAGUGACUCCGGGAUGGGGGGAGUCACCGCUGUUGUGGCCAAUAAGGGAGGACCACCCAUGACAGGAGGGAAGAAACAAAGAGCGUUUCCAUGGCACCCUGGCAUUGCUGAUGGGAAGUCAUGGGUCGAAAUGGGUAUGACUAGAAAUACUUCGCAUGAGCGCAUGGACAAUGCGCAAUGUCUCAAGUGCGGCACAACGGGACAUGUGAUCGCCUACUGCCCUCAGAUCCGGAACCCAAAAGCGAACAGCCAACUGUCACAAGUUUUGAAGAAUGGUGGGAUUAUGAGAGGGAACUGGAUGAAUAACAACGGAGGUUUUGGUAAUAAUUUUGGAGAUAUGGGAAGCAAUGGAGGCAACAGAGGAUGGGGAGGAAAACAAAACGGACCACAGUGCUAUGAUUGUGGGAAGUACGACCAUAUCGCUCGGGAGUGUUGGUUCGAGCGAGGAAGAACGGCUCAGCAGGAUGACGAAAUGCAUGUCUUCGUCAUAGACCUGAAGGAGAAAGCUGAAGAAAGGAAGCGGAGAGAGGAGGAACAUAAGAAACUCAGGGAGGAUGAAGAAAGGAGAAGGGAGACAGAUAUGGCAAGAAGAACGGAGGAGCUCAGACUGCAACUCCAAGUAGAGAUUGUUGAUAUGCGGAAGAAACAGCAAGCAAAAGCGGCAACCAAGGCUAGGGAACAAGAAUCAAGGCAACAAGAUCUAAAACGUACUACUCCGAAGAAUGUCCUUAGGAUAUCACCUCACAGCAAGCUGAUUCCUAAGGAGAAAGAGAGAAAGAAGAAGUCCAAGAAACAAGCUGCGAAGACCGCCCUGGAGAUUCUUGAGUCCUCAACAUCCACCACGGAAGAUAGUAGUAGUUCGGCCUCCGAGAAAUCUUCGGACUUCGGGAAGGAGAUGACGCAGAUCGCUAAACUGCUCAAGGAAGAAAAAAAGAAGGCAUGGGCCAAGAAGAAGAAACGCGUCACCAAGAGGACGACCAAGAAGGGCCCUAUCGGUACUAUGGAGAAGGGAGAAUGUUCUAUGAGAUCUAACUCACCGACUCCACCCACCAAGGGGAGCCCCAUCGAGCCUAGGACGCCUCUCAUGGGAGGAUACAAAGGAAUCGCGGCGGGAUGCUCGAAGGAAGGUUUUAUGGACUACACACUCGCAGUGAUGAAGCAAUAUUCUGCUCAGAAAACGUCACAACUUCGGUGGCUGUGCACGAAGCACGAAAUUAAGUCUACCAAAAAGAACAACAUGGUCAUGGAGCUGGUGAGAAGGCAAACAGAUUUGGCUUACGUAGGUUUCUUCGGUACUCCACUCACUACGAAAACUACUUCCUUGAAGAUCAAGCUCGAAACCGCGAAAGUUUCCGGGUCACCACCACGAGCUACCAAGUCUUCGAUUACGAGGGGAAAGGCGAAGCUCUCUGAGAUUCCGAGGAAGAUACUGUGAUCGGCGCCCGCUGUCGAGUCUGACCAUGAGUUGGGUCCAGCAACGGAACAGGAGUCUGAUUGACGGUGGCAACCCUCUACCGC